Molecule: messenger RNA, 396 nt
Organism: Bactrocera tryoni
Lineage: Eukaryota; Metazoa; Arthropoda; Insecta; Diptera; Tephritidae
Gene: ppk22
Exons: 2
Coding region: 1-396 (131 amino acids)
Biological process (GO): sodium ion transport
Cellular component (GO): membrane
Molecular function (GO): sodium channel activity
Source: RefSeq, a predicted model, not a curated record
AUGAAGUCAACAUCUAGUGCCAUUUGGUGGAUAAAGAGUCCAAAGAAAACAUCGAAAAGGUCUAUAAAAAAGCGAAAGCAAUCAGUUGGCGCCAGAUUCAGCAAUGACAUGACGGAUCUAUUUCGCAACAUAUCGAUGCAUGCGUAUGGUAAAUUGGUCGACAACACAUUGAAUGUGUGGGAGAAAUUAAUAUGGUUGGCUGUGCAUUUAACAACAAUGUUCACUCUGUUUACGAUUCUGUCACUGAUAUGGGAACAAUUUGUCGCUCAGUACAUUGUCAUCAACCUAUCCAAUCCACUGUAUCCCAUUGAAUCCGUGGCAUUUCCUUCAAUUUCCAUCUGCUCGAACAAUAGAAUCUCAAAGCAAGCGGCAUUGGCGUAUGCAAAGGAGCUGUGA